GGAGGAAAAGAUGUUUUUGCUCUUCUCCCGACUGGUUUCGGCAAGAGUUUGAUAUAUCAACUGGCUCCUCUAGUCGUGAAGAAAAUGGGAAAGGUGAAGAAUCCCAUAAUGGUGGUAGUGUCUCCAUUGGUUGCAGCUGGGAGGAAUGAACGACACGGACAUUCUCCACGGCCGAUUCCAGUUGGUGUUUGGUAGACCUGAAUCUUGGUUACUGAAUGAGAAAUGGAGGAAUUUGCUUUCGUCAGAAGUGUACCGUGACAACUUGGUGGGGAUUGUCGUUUAUGAUGUUCAUGUCACAUACAAAUGGGGAGAGGGUGCAAAAGGAGAGGCUGCCUUCAGGGAGAGCUUUGCCAGGCUGGGAGAACUCCGAUCCAUUGCCAAAGACGGUACACCAGUGUUAGCGUUGACAGCAUCUGCGGAUACAAAGAACAGACGCCGGGUGACCAAGCUGCUGCAUAUGGAGAAUGCAACUGAAGUGACUGUGAGCCCAAACAGGACAAACCUCAGACUUGGACUGACACAGGUUCCUUCCAAUGACUUCAGCUGCAUGGACUGGGUAGUGAAGGAGGUCAAAGAUAAGGCACUGUCAAUGUCCCCCAUCAUUAUUUAUUGCAAAUCAGUAGGGAAGGUGUUCAGCUAUAUUAAAGCAGAACUUGGUGAAGAUGCUUGGAUUGACAGGGACCAGGAUCAUAAGGCUGAAAACCUUCUGAUAGGAAUGUUUCAUAGUAAGACACUCACACAUCAUAAACAACGAGUGCUGUUAUCAUUUAAUGGAGAGGGGAGCUGCAGAGUUGUUGUAGCAACAACAGCUCUCGGGAUGGGCUUGAAUUUUCCAAAUGUUUCACAUGUUGUCAUGUAUGGGUCACCAGACGAUGUAGAGGACAUUGUUCAACAGGCUGGACGGGCUGGCAGAAAUGGGUUGCAAUCACAUGCAAUUUUGUAUGUUAUUAAACAGUCCAUCAAGGUUGAUAAAGCAGUUAAAGAUGUGAUUGGCACAGGCACACACAGCUGCUUUAGAAAAGCAUUAUUAAGCAAUUUUGAGGAGCACACCACAAGUGUUGAGCCAGGACAUCUGUGCUGUACAUAUUGCCACUCUGUAUGUUCAUGUGCAUCUGAGGUUUGUGGAGAGCUUAUUCCUAAACAUGAGUUGUUAGAACCAGAUGUUUUCAUUGAUCUGAAAUGUAGAGCGGUAACAGAAGAUGAUAAAACCUUAGUCCGGGAUAUGUUGGAGGAAUACAGGAGCUCUUUAGUUAACGACACUGCUCGUCUCUUCACUAGCAGGUCAGCCUGUACGGGAUUUAGCACUGAACUUAUCGAGGCAGUGGUAGAACACAGCAAACACAUAUUUGACUUGGCUUACAUUAUUACUAACCUUCCAGUAUUCAGAGCACGGCAUGCAAGAGAAAUUUUACUAGUAAUUAGUGAGGUUUUUGGUGAUAUUGAGUUGGAUAUAGAGCCUACUUCCCACAAGGACAGCUUCACAGAGCCAGACAUUGACUACACAGGUUAUUUUGAUGAGGAUGAGGACUCAAGUGAGAUGGGAACCCAACACAGCAGCACAGACUCUGACUAUCACCACCAUUCAGGUGCGGGCCAUUAGUGUCUCUUACAACUCAGAAUAUUACUCAACUUGAACUCAACCUAGGUUGUGCUCUUAGAUUUUGUAAAGAUUUUACUUUGAAAUGUACAGUUUCUUGAACCAAUAUAAUUGAUUAAAGCUGAGUGUCAUUGUUGCUCAAAACUGUUUGUUUUCACCUGUUAAAAUAGAUUGAUACUUGCAUCAUUGUGAAAAAAAGUUUGCUAUAUGUUACUAUGUGAUAAUAAAACAAUAACCCAUGGUACCUUUUUAUUUCUUUUUAAUUUAAGUUUCAGAAGUGACAGAGGUAGGCAACGUGCAAGUGCAGUUAAACACAUAUUUACAAAGUUUUCAAAUGGUUAGGUUUCUCCACUCUUUCAAUUUGGACCGCAUCCAUCCCCGCAACUCACUGUAAUGCAGUUUUGAGAGAAGGUCUCUGUUGAACUUUGGGAAGGCUGUGAACUCUCUGCCUGAUUGGUCUUUGAACAGCUCUGCCUCUCUGAUCACCUCAACCAGGAUCAGGAUGUCCUGACUCUGGCGAUCAGCAUGGUGGAUGCCACUGGACUUUGAUACCUCCAGCUCUUUGUCGGUGGUGUCCAUCAAGUCCUUUAGAACACCAAUGGACUUGCUGAUCCUGUCUGCUGCUUGCUAUAUGUUUGGACCCAUGCGCCUAAAGAAGGAUUUAAAAAAGUUGUUGAGGUGUUCCAGGUGUAAAUCGAGUGAGAUGUUCUUUCCCGCCCCUCCCUUCCCAUUCCAGAACCUGUUCCAGGUGAGACUGUGAGCCAAGUGAGGGGAGAGCGUGGCGUUGACCUGCAAGGUCAGUAGGAGUGUGCUGUAGGCAUAUUGGGUAUGUCUGUAUGCCUUAUAGAACAAGAGUGCUACAGUAUACAACCUCAACAACCUCUCUCCUUCACUGCAUCCUGCAUGUUGGACAGGAACAAGCCAAAGCAGAGUCUUGCUUCUGUGUGUUCUUUUUUGUGGUCCCUUGAACCUGGCCUGGCUGUAUCUGGCACAGACACUGAAGCUACAGCGAAGCCAUGUUUCCUCUCAUGGUUCUCCCUUGCUUUCCAGUACUUGUAGACCACCUGGCAUGCGGCAUGGGAGCGCCUGUCCCUUUAGAGGCAGGUCUCUGGCACCAGUUAAAAUGUCAGCAGAGUCCGGAAACACAACGAAUCUGUCCACAACUUGGGACACAACGUCAUGCAGCCAGCUCCUUCUCACCUCCAGUGAACCAGUCUGGAUGUGUUCGGGGAUGAAGCCUUCUGGGACAUCUGAUGAGACAUACAAAAAAGUAAUGAUGAUAAAUACAUAUUUUUGGAGGCAGCAGA
Messenger RNA from Perca flavescens (yellow perch), 2904 nucleotides. RefSeq names its product putative ATP-dependent DNA helicase Q1. Gene Ontology annotation, biological process: double-strand break repair via homologous recombination; telomere maintenance. Bases 146 to 1600 code for a protein of 484 amino acids. Gene Ontology annotation, cellular component: nucleoplasm; nucleus; chromosome. The record is from RefSeq and is a predicted model, not a curated record. NCBI's taxonomy places the organism in Eukaryota, Metazoa, Chordata, Actinopteri, Perciformes, Percidae. The transcript has 3 exons. Gene Ontology annotation, molecular function: 3'-5' DNA helicase activity; four-way junction helicase activity.